Messenger RNA from Acinonyx jubatus (cheetah), 10561 nucleotides. RefSeq names its product olfactory receptor 5AU1. The coding region runs from base 9558 to 10493 and encodes 311 amino acids. Gene Ontology annotation, biological process: sensory perception of smell; G protein-coupled receptor signaling pathway. Gene Ontology annotation, molecular function: olfactory receptor activity; odorant binding; G protein-coupled receptor activity. The record is from RefSeq and is a predicted model, not a curated record. Lineage: Eukaryota; Metazoa; Chordata; Mammalia; Carnivora; Felidae. The transcript has a single exon. Gene Ontology annotation, cellular component: membrane.
UCAUCCAUCAAUGGGCAUUUGGGCUCUUGCCAUACUUUGGCUAUUGUUGAUAGUGCUGCUAUAAACUUGGGAGUGCAUGUGUCCCUUUGAAACAGCAUACUUGUAUCCCUUGGAUAAAUACCUAGUAGUGUAAUUGCUGGGUCAUAGGGUAUUUCUAUUUUUGGUUUUUUGAGGAACCUUCAUACUGUUUUCCAGAGUGGCUGCACCAGCUUGCAUUCCCACCAUCAAUGCAAAAGAGAUCCUCUUUCUCCGCAUCCUCACCAACAUCUGUUGUUGCCCGAGUUGUUAAUGUUAGCCAUUCUGGCAGGUGUAAGGUGGUAUCUCUUUGUGGUUUUGAUUUGUAUUUCCCUGAUGAUGAGUGAUGUUGAGCAUUUUUUCAUGUGUCAGUUGGCCAUCUGGAUGUCUUCUUUGGAGAAGUGUCUAUUCAUGUCUUUUGCCCAUUUCUUCACUGGAUUAUUUGUUUUUGGGUUGAGUUUGAUAAGUUCUUUAUAGAUUUUGGAUACUAACCCUUUAUCUGAUAUGUCGUUUGCAAAUAUCUUCUCCCAUUCCGUUGGUUGCCUUUUAGUUUUACUGGUUGUUUCCUUUGCUGUGCAGAAGCUUUUUAUUUUGAUGAGGUCCCAAUGGUUCAUUUUUGCUUUGGUUUCCCUUGCCUCUGGAGACGUGUUGAGUAAGAAGUUGCUGCAGCUGAGGUCAGAGAGGUUUUUGCCUGCUUUUUCUUCAAGGAUUUUGAUGGCUUCCUAUCUUACAUUUAGGUCUUUCAUCCGUUUUGAGUUUAUUUUUUUAAUCUUUAUUUAUUUUUGAGAAAGAGACAGCAUGUGAGCAGGGGGAGGGCAGAAAGAAAGGGAGACACAGAAUCCAAAGCAGGCUCCAGGCUUUGAGAUGUCAGCACAGAGCCUAAGGUGACGCUCGAACUCAUGAUCUGUGAGAUCAUGACCUGAGCUGAAGUCAGACGCUUAACUGACUGAGCCACCCAGGUGCUCCAGUUUUGAGUUUAUUUUUAUGUAUGGUGUUAGAAAGUGGUCCAGGUUCAUUUUUCUGCAUGUCGCUGUCCAGUUUUCCCAGCACCAGUUGCUGAAGAGACUGUCUUUAUUCCAUUGGAUAUUCUUUCCUGCUUUGUCAAAGCUUAGUUGGCCAUAUGUUUGUGGGUCCAUUUCUGGGUUCUCUACUCUGUUCCAUUGAUCUGAGCAUCUGUUUUUAUGCCAGUACCAUACUGUCUUGAUGAUUACAGCUUUGUAAUACAUCUUGAAGUCCGGGAUUGUGAUGCCUCCUGCUUUGGUUUUCUUUUUCAAGAUUACAUUGGCUAUUUGGGGUGUUUUCUGGUUUCAUACAAUUUUUAGUAUUGUUUGUUCUAGCUCUGUGAAGAAUGCUGGUGUUAUUUUGAUAGGGAUUACACUGAAUAUGUAGAUUGCUUUGGGUAGUAUUGACAUUUUAACAAUAUUUGUUCUUCCUAUCCAGGAGCAUGGAAUCUUUUUCCAUUUUUUGUAUCUUCUUCAAUUUCUUUCAUAAGCUUUCUAUAGUUUUCAGUGUAUAGAUUUUUCACCUCUAUGGUUACAUUUAUUCCUAGGUAUUUUAUGGGUUUGGGUGCAAUUGUAAAUGGGAUCGAUUCCUUGAUUUCUCUUUCUGUUGCUUCAUUGUUGGUGUAUAGGAAUGCAACCGAUUUCUGUGCAUUUGGUUUUUUGGUGGAAUGUUUGGGGUUUUCCAUAUACAGUAUCAUGUCAUCUGUGAAGAGUGAAAGUUUGACUUCCUCCUGGCCAAUUUGGAUGCCUUUUAUUUCUUUGUGUUGUCUGUUGAGGCUAAGACUUCCAAUACUAUGUUGAAUAACAGUGGUGAGAGUGGACAUCCCUAUCUUUUUCCUGACCUUAGGGGGAAAGCUCUGUUUUUCCCCAUAUAAUUUCCCUUCUGCUUGCUUUGGGUUUGUUUUGCUCUUUUUUAGUUUCUUAAGAUAUAAGCAUUUAUUGCUAUAAAUGUAUUUUUCUGCUCUGCUUUAGCUGUUUCCCACAAAUUUUAAUAUGUUGUAUUUUAAUUUUUAUUCAGUUCAAUGUAAUUUUGAUUCUCCUUGAGACUUCUUUUUUAUCCAUAAAUUAUUCAUAUUUGUUUUCUUUAAAGUUCAGGUGUUUGCAUAUUUUCCUAUUUCCUGUUCUCUUAUUUAUUUCUGGUUUGUUGCGAUUAUGAUUAGAGGACAUAUUCUGUACUAUUUCGAUUAUUUUGUUUGAUUUAUUUGAGAAAGAAAGAGAGUGAGAACAGGAGUGGGGGAGAAUGGCAGGGAGGAUAGAGAGAAAGAGAGAGAGAGAGAGAGAGAGAGAGAGAGAGAGAGAGAGAGAGAGAGAGAAUAUCCUAAGCAGGCUCCAUGCUGAGCAUGGAGCCCAACAUGAGGCUUGAUCCCAUGCCCCUGGGAUCAUGACCUGAGCCAAAAUCAAGAGUUGGACAUUUAACUGACUGAGCCACCAGACACCUCUCAAGUAUUUUAGAGUUGCUGAAGUUUGUUUUAUGACCCAGGAUAUGAUCCAUCUUGGUGUAUGUUCGGAUGCUUAAAAAGUAUGCCUAUUCUGUUGUUUAGUGGAGUGCUGUAUAAAUUUCAAUAAGAUCCUAUUGGCUGAUGGUGUGAUCCAGAUUUUCCAUAUCUUUUUUUUUUUUUUAAGUAGGCACUAAGCCCAAGGUGGUGGUCAAACUCAUGACCCUGAGAUCAAGAGUUACAUGCUCUACCAACUGAACCAGCAAGGUGUCCCUCCAUGUCCGUGUUUAUAACCUAGUAGAUAUAUACAGUGUUUAGAGAGGGAUAUUGAAAUUUCCAACUAUGAUUGUGGACUUAUCUACUUAUUUCAUAUCUAUCAGAUUUUGAUUUGUGCAUUUGGACCUCUAUUGUUUGGUCCAUACCUAUUUAGGAUUUAAAGUUAACACUAACAAAUGGCAAGUGGGAAACGUAAAACGUAAGGCAUUCUCAGGACGGCAUUGUCUCAAGAUGAAGUUGAAGAAGACAGUAAAUUUUGUUAAGACCAUAUAAAGAUUCAGGACGCCUGGGUGGCUUAGUCAGUUAAGCGUCCAACCCUUGAUUUCAGCUCAGGUCAUAAUCUCAUGGUUUGUGAGUUCAAGUCCCACAUUGGGCUCUGCACUAACAGUGCAGAGCCUGCUUGGGAUUCUCUCUCUCCCUCUCACUUUGCCCCUCCCCUGCUCGCUCUCCCUCUCAAAAUAAAUAAAUAAGCUGAAAAAAUAAUAACAAAUUUUUUUAUCUUAAAAGAAAAAAAAGACCAUAUAAAGAUCCAAGGUGGUGGUACCUCAGAGAUUAGUUCAAACAAUAGGGUUUCUAAAGAGCUCACAGGUAUUGUGCCUCAGCAGUCUCAGCAGAGGCUCAAGGAAGACAAUUAUCUCAAAGACAUGUAUUAAUGCGAUUUUUGUCUAGCAGACAAAUCCUAGUAAGAUUCAGAGAAGUUUUUAAGAGAAUAAUAGUGGCAGAACCACUACCAGCUUGAGCUGUAGAACAGUAGAAAAUAAAACGAAGUGUUUUGAUUCGCCAAACUUCUUCAGCCAGGAAGCAAACCACGAAAACUACUCAGCCACAAACACAAGCUAGUUUUCAUAUAUGAGAGUUCAGUGAGCAGAACCGUGAUCUCAGAGGUGGAGCCAGACACCACAGAGAAUUUCCCAGGACUUGAAUCCUAAUCAAGGAAUUGCCAACAAGUGCCUACUGGCUUUCAGAAUUUCUAUGACUCAAUGACUUUUGUGUACCUACCUUCCCUUACCCCCCAUCUUUAUUCUAUAGUAGUUAUCCCAUCUCUGUCCUGCCAUUGUAUGUUGUGAGUGUAGAAGCCAGAUGUAACUUGUGUGUUUAGCUCAUCAGUCUUAUGACUGAGAGGAAUUGUACAGGAGAAAUGCUGUGUAACUCUACCUAAUGAAUUUCAUCUAUACCUGUACCUGAUUUGGAUGAUGUGAUCAUGGAAUUGAGCUAACACUGUAAUGAGAUGUGACUGUGGAGGGCCUUGAGAGCAGAUGAGUGUAUUUUGCAUGUAAGGUGGACAUGAAUCAUUGAGGGCCAGAGGGCAGAUUGUGAUAGCCAGUCUUCAAGAUGGCCCCAAAGAUUUUCACGUCCUGGUAUUGAUACCCCUGUGUUGUCCACUGCCACAGUGAAUAGGGCCAACCAGUGUAACCAAUAGGAUAUUGUGGAAAUUACAGUAUAUCACUCCCAAGUAGCAUAAAAUAAUAAAUUUAUUGAUUUAACUAAGUUGGGGGAGAAUUUGUUGUAUGGCAAUAGGUAACUAACCCAGUGAUCAACCAAUUUACUUACAUAUCAUUAUAAACUCAUGGGUUUAAGCAUAUCUGAUAGACUGCUAAAUAUUAUUGUUAAAUACUUAAGAAUAGCUACUAAUAGAAAGAGACGAAUCAGUGGAAGGGGGAAAAAGUACACUGAAAAACAAAGAGGGGCACUUGGGGCUCAUUCAGUUGAAAGUCUGACUUUGGCUCAGGUCAUGAUCUCAGUUUGUGAGUUAGAGUCUUGCAUUGGGCUUCCUGCUGUCAGUGUGGAUCCUGCUUCAGAUCCUCUGCCCCCCACUCUCUCUGCUCCUCCCUCACUUGCAUGCAUGCUCUCUCUCUUUCUCAAACAUAAAAAUAAACCUUAAAAAACUAAAUAAAAUUUAACCCAAAAGGAAAUAAAAAUAAGGUCAGAGAAUGGGAGAGGGAAGCAAAUUGGAAAAAGUAUGAUAAAUAGAAAAAUCAAAGUGAGAUGUAAAAAUAAAUUCAAUGUAUAUCAAAAAGCCCCCAAAACUAAAAAAAAAGCCAAGAACAAAAACCCCCCAAUCUCACCAACAUAAAGACAGAGAUACUCUGAAUGGCUAAAAGAAAAAAUUCCAGAUAUAUGAUGUUUACAAAGGCCACACCUAAAACUUUGAGUGUUGGUUCUCAAAAUGAUUUUAAUGAGUGACAGGCCAACAGACUCAAAUAAAGGACACAACUUCCUUAACCAUAAAUAAAGGAUAUGAGAAAUGAAUUAAAUGAUACCUGCAUAGAGAAGACACAGAAGCAUUCUAUCAAUGGGACAAGUAUCCCUGGCUUUCAGGUCUCCAUUAAAGUAUUCAGCUGCCUAUGAUAGCAUCUGAUUGGGGUGAGGAUCUUACCCCAUUCUUCACAAAGUUGCCUUUGAGGGGGUUUGUUUGAUUUUUGCCUAAUCCAUACCAGCUUUUCUGGUAAAGCCUGAAAACAUUACUGAAUGUUUACUGUGUGACAAGGUACAUCUGAAGUCAGUUUUCCAGGCAUAUCAUCAUCCUAGAAAGACCCAGAUUUCAGGUCUGCUUGGGGAAAUUCUGCAAAUAUAAUGGCACAGAAAAGUUGCAAAUAAAAAGAGUAAAGGUAAUGAAAAAGAUAUACCAUUCUAGUAGUAAUCAAAACUGUAGUGACAGUUUUUCUAUCGGAAAAAGUGUAUUUCACAGCAAAAAGUAUCAGCAGGCACAAAGAAAGUAAUUUUAUAAUAAGUGGGUAAAUUUAUCAAGAGGACAUAACAAUCUUAAAUGUUUAUUUACCUAAUAAAGAAACUUCAAAAUACCUGAAGUAAAAAGUAAAGAAUAAGGAAAAAUAAACAAACUCACAAUUAUAGUUAGAGAUUUCAAUAUACUCCCGUUUCAAUCCUUGACUGAACAAGUAGGCAGAAAAUCCAAAAGGAUAUAGUAGACUUGAACAACUCUAUCAAGCAAGCUGACCUGAUGAUUAUAGAACACUCUACCCAAGAACAGCAGAAUAUACAUUCUUUUCAAGUGAACAUGGAGUGUUCACCAAGAUGGAACAUAUUCUGGGCCAUAAAAUGAGUCACAAUAAAUUCACAGGCAUUCAAGUUAUACAAAGUAUGUUCUUUGACCAUAUGCUACUAAAUUAGAAAUCAAUAAUGGGAAGAUCCCUGGAAAAUCCCCAAAUAUUUGGAAACUAGUAUACAUCUUUAAUUUUACUAUGAUCUUGGGCAGGAAGGUCCUCAGCCGUAGUCUAGGUUACAGUAUACAUUGGUAAAAUAGCAUACAAGAACACCAAGAAUACUUCGUCUUCCACUCUACUGGAAGUACAGAUAAUAAUUACAUAAGAGUUAAGUUUAGGGUCAAUAGAGAACAGUCUUUGGGGGCUAAUGAUGAACAUAUUGGUAGGGAUCUCGUGUGGAUACAUUCUCUCCAUUCCCAGUUUCCCAAUCACCUUAUUAUUCCUCAGGAUAGAGGCUCUUGGAGAGGUUACUAACUUUGCCAACACAUUAAUGGGUCUACCUGGGGCCAAUUAUUCUCACUUCCUCAGCUGCCUCCUAAACCCUCAUCGGUGAACACAUCAUCCUCCCCAGCUGUGAGCUACUAGGCUGCCCAGGAAGGGAUGUCUCUCCUCAGGACAGGAUCAGUUGAGGGGAUGCCUUGGGGAACAGGGCUGUCUUCCUCCCAUCACCACGUGAGAGGUUAAAGUCAGUAGCAUCUCGGAUCUCCAGAUUCAGUCUAUGUACCCAGUAAAUCUGGUUUUGUCUUUAUGGUUUUUCUACUGAAGGCUUGUGUUCUGACCCUCAGAGCAAUAACAGCUUUGCCAUCAAGUCAUAUGCUUUACUUGAAAUAAAGUAUUUGCUUAAGAACAUGUCAAGCAACUUUGAAGGAGGAAAUUCUUCUGGUGUUUGAUUAUCAUCAGGUAAUACUUCGAUUUCUGGAAAUUGAUGACUAUUGAUACACAUUUAGGAAGAAAAUGACCAAGACAACUAUCCUACCCACGGGCUGAUUUUCCAGGACACAGAGGAUUCCAGUAGGUUAGAAAAGGCUAUUUAUAUGUGGCUCAGGAGGAUCUGUCUGUUCCUGCAGGUACCCUAUGGUUUAGUGUUUCUUGAAGUGUGGUUCAGAGAUCACCUGUUUCAGAAUCACCAGAUUUGGGCCCACAGGAUCAAAUUUUCUGAGGUUGGGACCUGGAUCUGCACAUAUAGCAAGCUCCUCCAGUGAACCUUGGGAAGGGUACCUUAAUGUUUAAGAACCACUGUUUGGGGUCAUCAUUGCUCAAAGAGAUGCACUAGCUGCUUCCUUUGGCAGCCUUUUCUCUAUCUGUGCUCCUGCUCUGCUAUCCCAGGGAGGAGGGCAAAGAGGCAAGAGUAAAUAAAGCCUCUUGCCUACUCCUCCCUCACCUACAGGCCCAAGGUAUUGGUUCUCACUCCUAGACACUCCCCUCCCCAGCCUAUUUCCAUAUGAUAAGACCACCCUUAAGUUUUCUCCCUAGUUUUCAUUCACAGGUACAAACUGCAGCCAACAGAAAUAGAGGCUAUUCCAGCAUCCUUUGAAAAACUGUCAGAGAUGUCAAUUUCUUCACAAUCCCUCGCUUGGUGUACUCUCUAUGUUCAGAAUAAUUUUGAAUUUAGUGCAGAGUGGAGAAGAGAGAUAAGAGGGGAAAGCAGAGAGGAAGAGAGAGAGUGGACUUAAAGCGAGUAAUAAACCUGGAACCUCUGAUCAGCUAUCCCUUGUAUUACCUACCACCCUACCCCAUCCCAUCCCACCUCUGGACCUCAUCUAUGCUCUCCUGAUAAUUGGUCACAUUCCUACUUGACUUAGCUUUUGUCCAUCCUUUUAAUCACAGAAUCAGAGAUACUUGACCAGUUACCCACACUGAAACAGUCUAUUGAGGAAAGAUGCAAAGCUGGAUCUCAAGAAGUCCUAUUCCACUCUUAACAACCACUUCUCAACUUCCUUGAAGUUCCUGUAAGUUAUUCCAUCCUGAGAUUUUUAGUCACUUCUCUGAAGUCCUUGUAAUUUGCCUUGAAGCUGGGUUGGCUUUUGAAACCAAUGGAGCCAGUGACAUUUGCAACCCAAAUCUAGGGCUGCGCACAUUCCUGAAAUAAUGGGGUGUAUUACAAACUAGCAGCUAUUGGGUUAAGAAUGGCUGAAUGUUACACCUCAGUGACAUCAAAUCUAUCACGGAGUUAUGCUCCAUGUGCUUUAAAAGAAGUUACCAAUGCUCUGUGUUCAAAUUUGCCCUCUUAUAUUUUGAGCAUCUCAGCUUUAGCAGAGUGUGUGAGCUCUUUGGGCAUUACAAUGCUUUCUUGUCACCAUUCACAGUACUCUAUCAAUGGCCACAGUGCCUUCAUUACCUACUUGACAGUCAGAGUUAGUUGUUCAUAUGUUUAGAAUCUUCUCCUGCCCUGGUAGUUUGAUGAUUCUGGGAACUGUGCUAGUGGGAUAAACUAGAAUCUUUGCCUGCUGAAUUCAGCUCUCCUCUCCCGAAUCCUCCCAAUAUCUUCUGUGGUGUCAUUCACAUACACUCCUCAGGGCAGGAGGAGGGGGCUCACUUACGCACUUUUCUGUCUUACCCAAUUACAUCUGGCUUCAAAGUCUUCACAGCUGAGUGUCCUCACCUAAGACCAUGGAGCUCUUAACUGACUCCAGAACCCAAAGGUAAUUCAGGAACAUGGUGGCAGAGCAGCCAAUGGAGGGGAAAAUAGUAUGGUGUUUAUUUAGGUAGUGCACCCAUGGCCUCGUUCAUUCUUUGAGUAGGAAAGGCAUUUUAUUUACAGAGCUUUACAGAGCUGUUCCUUCCCCUCUGGCUCCAAUGGCUUCUGAGUCCAGGAUGAACCUGUUUCCUGGCAAUGACUGGUGACUUUGUAAAGGACGCUCCCAAGAGCAAAGUCUCAGUUUGCUCUUCAGAGCCCUACAUCAUCCCCAUGUCUCCACAUCCCCAACCCUCAUCACUGUGAGAACUCACAGUAGGGUUUGGCUUGUGCCAAGUUCACAGAGGCAAUUUUAUAGCUGAGCCAAGAAAUCACCCCUAACUCCCCUAGAAUAUUCAGGAUCCUCUGAAGGCCUGUUCAGUCACUCCUGCUUAGUACAAGUGUCUCUGUCUUGUAUUGUUUGGUGGUGGGUUGCUUGCCAAAUUUUGUCAUUGUUUCAUUUUAUUUAUCAUAUUUAGUUAUGUGCUAGGUCUGUCUCUCUUGUGAGAAUAAUCAAAGCUAACAUUCUUUGAACUUUCUUAGCCUGCCAGGCUUUGUUCAAGUGCCUUUGCAUGGAUUAGUUCAUUGGAUUCUUUCAACAGUCUUUUAAGAUUAGUGCCAUUAUCCCUAUUUUACAGAUGAGAAAACUGAAAUCAGAGAGGUUAAGUAACAUUCCCAAGAUUACACAGCUAGUUAGUGGUGAGGUCCCAGCAUGGAAACUUGGCAGUCUGAUGCCAGAGCCUGAGUGCUUUAACACAAAAUAUACUAUCUCUAGAAUAUAAGCUCCCUAAAGUCAGACACUUUUGUAUUGCUGACAAGAACACAGAGCUAAGCAUAUGGAAGACUGUCAACAAAUAUUUGGUAAGUAACUGCUUCAUUAUUGAGAACUUCUUAAGGUCGCUGAGAGACCAAAUGGUAUAUGUUGCUUUUCUAUUUUUCAUUGCUGCUCUAGUAAUGCUUACAGACUAUCCAAUCAACCAAGUAGAGAAGACCCUCUCUAUGACCGAGUUCCAGCUACAAAGGACUUUUUCAGCGAGACCAGUCUUCAGAAGGCUGUCCUUAGCCAAAGCAGAACUAAAUCCAGUGAGAGCCCCUGAGGGUUCCACAUCAUUUCUGGUAGUCCCCUCUUUACACACCAGAGCACUGGAGAAAUAUGGAAGGGGCAAACCUGAGCCAAGAGGUUGAGUUUGAGCUCUUGGGCCUCACCAGGGACCCCCAACUCCAAAGGUUGCUCUUCACGGUAUUCCUGGGCAUGUACACCAUCACUCUGCUGGGAAAUCUGAUCAUGUUCCUUCUGAUUCACGUGAGCACCCCUCUGCAUACACCUAUGUACUCUCUCCUGAAAAGCCUCUCCUUCUUAGAUUUCUGCUACUCCUCCACGGUUGUCCCUCAGACCCUGGUGAACUUCUUGGCCAAGAGGAAGGUGAUUUCCUAUUUUGGCUGCAUGGCUCAGAUGUUCUUCUAUGCAGGUUUCGCCACCAGUGAGUGCUAUCUCAUUGCUGCCAUGGCCUAUGACCGCUAUGCUGCUAUUUGUAACCCCCUACUCUACCCACUCACUAUGUCUCCUGAGAUCUGCCUGUCUCUCAUUGUGGGCUCCUACGGUGCAGGAUUUCUCAAUUCUCUUAUCCACACAAGCUGUAUCUUUAGUCUGAAAUUCUGUGGUGCCCAUGUGGUCACUCACUUCUUCUGUGAUGGACCACCUAUCUUGUCUCUGUCUUGUGUGGACACCUCGCUGUGUGAGAUCUUGCUUUUCAUUUUUGCUGGUUUCAACCUUUUGAGCUGCACCCUCACCAUCUUGGUCUCCUACCUCCUAAUCCUCAUCACCAUCCUGAGAAUGAACUCAGCCCAGGACAGGUUCAAGGCCUUUUCCACCUGUGCUUCCCACCUCACUGCUGUGUGCCUCUUCUAUGGCACAACACUUUUUAUGUACCUGCGCCCCAGGUCCAGCUACUCCUUGACUCAAGACCGCAUGGUGGCCGUGAUCUACACAGUGGUAAUCCCAAUGUUGAACCCCCUUAUUUAUUCUUUGAGAAACAAAGAUGUGAAGGAAGCUUUAAGAAAGGUUUGGGGCAGGAAAAUAAUGGAAUGAUCUUCUCAACUCAUUACCACAUCCUUCCUUCUUUCCUUCCUUCCUUCUUUCUUUCUUUCUUUCUUUCU